UACAAAAGUAUUUUUAAUAAGUAAAUAAUUACGAGAUAUAAGGAUGAUAAAACAAUACUGGAUGUAUUGUUUUCAAGUUAAAGUAGUUUACGUUCCAGGGUUAGCGAACUAACUCAGAGUUAACAAUAGGUAUAGGUAUACAUGGUUAAACUUUACUGUUAACGGUUUUAACAGUUUAAACGGUUUAACUCCAAGUUAGUGGUUUCACCUUAUUGAAGUUCAAGUUAUCGAAGUUCAACUGUUAUAAAUGAGCUUAUUAAUCUGUCUGAUACUUACUAGGUUUAUAUAUGACUCACCAUGCCUUAUAUGUUAAAACGAGCAAGCGCUAUUUCGAUCUCGUUCCACCUUCCGCUUAAAUUGCAUAGUGGGCCCUGCGAAAGACAAGCAAAAUGCAGAAAUGCACAUGUUGCCAUAGAGAUCCUUUUACAUAUUCACGAAGAGAAUGCUGGCAGCGUAUUUGGAAGAUUAGAACGCACCUGAUAUUUUAUAUAUCGAAUUAGGUCAGAGUAAUUUUUUUCACGUCCUUAUGGCUAAAUAAUACUAUGCACGGAUAUCUCAAUCAUAUUUCGCCUUUAUUAACCAUGUUAGGUGCGUGAUCUUAAUUAUUCAUAAAGUAUCUUCAAUCAGUAAAAUUGUUGCAUAUAUUUAUUUUACAUAUUUUAGAGUUACGUAUAUAGUCUGGCCAAAGCAUGUGUUUGGUUACAAUAUGAAUGAGGCAAGCCUUUCCGUCGUUUGCUCCGUGCAAGUUAAUUUUAGAAAGCUAAAUCAAUUAUGCCGAUAAAGUGGUUAAAUAAAAACAAAUGUUUUAUUAACUAUCUAGCCUCUAGGUAUCUAACCUCUCCUACAAGUAAAGUGGAGAUGAUUUUUUAUUCGCUUCAAUCCUAAUAUGGGUUGUCGUUAAAUAGGUCUUUCAACAUAAAUAAGGAUUUCCACGGUCAUUUUUUAUAAAGUAUUUAUAGGCUUGAACGCUCUAACUUUUGAACCAGGGGUCUAAAUAAUAUGAAAAAAAAAAAUGGUGAAAGUAAAGUUAAUAAAGACUUUCAGUGAAAACUGUAGCAAACAAUAUCGGUUAAGCUUUUUCUGAGUUAUCACAAAAAGUCUUCCCUUAUAACUUACUAAAAAGACGUACAAAGUGCUGUGAAUCUACUCCCCUUUGCUUGUUAUGUACAUGAUAAUAAAAUUACCUACUAAUAGUGUCCAUUCAAGGCUGCCUAUUAUGACGGAUGGGUAACUAUGGAACCCUGCACUGAACAUGACCUGAUAUGCUUUUAGCCGGUUUUUUAUGCUAAUUUAUACUAAUUGAGACCAGAUGCAUUAUACUUACUGUCUAUUUAUCGACUCAGUCUGCAUAUUAAAUAAUUAAUUCAUAAUUAAAAUGUCUUUCGUUGCUUUGUUGAAAUUAAUAUAAAUUUGUUAUUCAGAAAUUAAAUGCACGCCAGAUUCUUUACAAAAUAGAGUAGAUAACUUAAAAUACUACAUAAAUCACUCUUCUGAUAGUGUGGGGAGUCGGGUACUUUGUUUUAAAAUGAAGCAUUAUGUUAGUUUCAUCUUUCUUAUAGUCUAUUUAAAUCUUAAUCCUAUUUUUGGUUUAGAUAAUGUCUUAGAUUUAAAUUUAAAGGAAUUAAGUUUCCCAAAAGUAUUUUACAAAAGAGAGAAUCUUGGUGAUGUUUUGCUUAACAAGAAAUUUGACAAUGGUCACAACGAAGGUCGAGGAAUAUUUGGAGAAAAUGAACACAAGUUUGCAUUUGACGAAGGAAAUCCUGAUAUCCACGGAAUUAUAGAACGUCCAUGCCAAGUAUAUGACACCUUUUGCAUUCGCAAGUUCUUCGCAGAACACUCCAAAUGCAAGAUAUCAGGAAGGAAACUGCCUGAACCCUUUUACCGGGCCCAAGCUGGGUAUCAGUAUACACCUGCCAAUAUAUCAGCUACCGCCGUUGACGGAAUAUAUAAUGGACUAAGUAAUGCUAGAGUGGACGAGUUUUACAUUAACAAAGUAACAGACAACUUGGUUAUUGCUAUCUAUUUCGAUGACGUCUCAAUAAUAUCUAACAACACAAACGUUAAAUUUUACCGGAGAGGAAGAGAACCGGAAGUACACACAGACUUCGCUAGUUUGGAUUUUAGGAAAACAACUGUAACAAUGAUCAUACCGGGAUUAAAUAAUCUAAGGUUGGACAGAGCCGAGAUAUACUCAGAAAGUCCUCUCGUUCCAUUUUCUACUGGACCCCGUAUAGGUUUGAGUUCAGAUCCUGAAGUUGUAGCCAUGUUUUUAUACUUGGUGACUGCGGGCGUUCCAGCGGAAACGCGCGAGGCAAUAAGUACGGACGGCGUGUUCCUCGGCACUACCUACUUGCAAUACAACAUUUGCGAUUUUGGUCUUAAAGUUUUGUAAAUUUCUUUCAUUAAAAGCUUGCAUUAUU
Molecule: messenger RNA, 2420 nt
Organism: Cydia pomonella (codling moth)
Lineage: Eukaryota; Metazoa; Arthropoda; Insecta; Lepidoptera; Tortricidae
Exons: 5
Coding region: 1526-2392 (288 amino acids)
Cellular component (GO): extracellular region
Molecular function (GO): structural molecule activity
Source: RefSeq, a predicted model, not a curated record